AGAUUUGCUUAAAAAAUACGAGCAUUGUCUAAAUCCACUUGCUUUACGUUAAUGGUCGCUGGCAUUCUGAGAGCAAAUAUAUGUACAAAGGAAUUUUAUUGUUAAAGGACUAAAUAUCUGAAACACCAAAUUUCUUUUUACUACAUCUUGGCAAGGUGACUAAGCAGGAAGAUGAAGACAAAGAGACACAGUAAAAUACUUUUCACCUUCCCUGUCAUGAUCAUCUUUUCUUUGUGUUCGCAAACAAGUGCAAACCACACCAGUCAUCCUAGGGUUAUGAAUGAAACCUGGAAUCCUAUCAGCCAAAACCUAACAGAAGCCACUACAAGUUCUCCUCUGAGCAUCAGUUUCAGCAGCAAAAUGACUGCUUCUGGAAGGCAGACAACCUCCCUGCAACCCUCAUCCUCCGCAACGGCCCAAAAUUCAACAUCUCCCCCCACCAGAAGUGCUCUUUCUGCUACCGGAGGACCCAGGAAUACCAGCAAACCCAAGAGUACGACGACAAAAGAAACAUGUGAAGACAAUAAGUCUCUUAUCCUGAUUUGCUUCAUUAUAAUAGCAGUGCUUGUGCUUAUCUGCACCUUCUUAUUUCUGUCAACAGUUAUAGUAGCAAACAAAAUGUCGUAUCUCAAAAAAACUCAGCAAGGAAAACGCAGGCCCAGGAGCAACGGUGAUAUUCUGGCAACUAACAGUUUAUGGCCAACUGCAGCAGGCACGUGGCAGAGGAUGCCUAAGGAGACAACUGGGAUGGACUUGGUAAUGCAAGACUUGGUAUCAGGGAGAGAUGCUGCAAUCCAGAGGAAACCCCAAGAUGAAACUACUGAAAAACUCACUAAAGAAAUCGAUAACGAACAGGAAGACAAAGAACCAAAGUCACAAAAACCCAUUUUAACCAAUUUUGUAGUUGAGAUUUAAUUCGCAGUCAGGUAAAAAACUCAUCUGUUGCCUUUUUUACAUCAUUGACAUAAGGCCCAAACUUAGCUUUCAAGUAAACAUGAAUUUUACCACAGGAAAGCUAAAUUCAGCUUUUAGGGUUUUUCCUUUUAUGAUAGUGGGAACGCUGUAGCAACUUGUAGAUCUAGAAGGGAAUAAAACUGUGUUAAAUAGCUUUCUAUAAAUAGCGUCAAGAUUGGUUUAACUCCUUUGACCAGAAAUCAUGGCAAUAGGAGCUGAAGGGGAUAAAACAAUAGGACAGAAGUCUGCCCACUCUCAAAGAUCAAUAGGGGGGAAAAAAAAAUGAAAGGAUUGUUAGUCUAAUAAACACACCAUGCCAUAAGGCACUACACUUUUUUUUUUUUUAGAAAAAGUUGCUUUUUUAAGAAAACUAUCAUUCAGUCACAACUUUAAUGCAAUCACUGAAUCAGGAACUAGUCUGUCUCAAAACACCCUUUCAGGUUUUUCCAUCAAGAACUUCUUAAACCAGCUUAGUUGCUUUUGAACCAGAUUGAGAUUUGAAUCAUAUUUAUUGUGUUUUGACAUUGUGUAUGAAUAUAUGAAGUUUGUAUUAUACGUUAGAAUAUGAGAACUGUUUCAAUUUGUUAUCUCCAAU
Messenger RNA from Athene cunicularia (burrowing owl), 1549 nucleotides. RefSeq names its product ecotropic viral integration site 2A (gene EVI2A). The record is from RefSeq and is a predicted model, not a curated record. The transcript has 2 exons. Lineage: Eukaryota; Metazoa; Chordata; Aves; Strigiformes; Strigidae. Gene Ontology annotation, cellular component: membrane. The coding region runs from base 172 to 915 and encodes 247 amino acids.